AUGUAUGAAUAUAUUGAUGAAGACGUAAUAUUAAAAAGACUGCUGCACCAUUAACUAGAAUAUUUGUAUGAUACUGGGGGAUUGAGCUCCUGAGAGCAGAGGCUCAGUGUUAGAUAGAUGAAAGCUUUUUGAUGUUCACCAAGACGUAGAGAAGGGAUCGUUGAUUGAUUCUCUCAAUAAUCUACGAUAACGGUGUUAUUCACACUCUCAAAGUGCUUCUUCCUAUUCACUACAGGAAACCUUGACGUCAUCGCUAGGUGAAAUACCUUUGACAAGACAUGUAGACAAUUUGUGUCAAAACAACGGAGAGACAUAUUACCCAAUUAUCUUCCUGAAUAUUGUGUCACACACAAGACCAUCACCAACAUGGAAAGCACAGAGGAACUUCUGAUGAUGAAUAUGUCUUUCCCUUUCCACCUUGCUUUUGUUUAUCCUAUCCCAGAGGCGUUCUACGUUAACGGAUUCGUCUCCCCCGUUCUGAUUUUCUUCACUUUGGUGACAAAUAUUUUCGUAGUUCUUAUUCUUCUGCGAAGGCACAUGCGUUCACCAACUAACGCCAUCUUAGCUGCCAUGGCAAUUUCCGACACGUUCACUGGAAUUUCCCCGCUUCCGGUAUUCAUUCAUUUCUUUUCUCUCGAAAACUACGAGGACUUUGUGGAAUAUCACUGGUGUUACCUUUACAAGUUUCUCGGCGAGCUCAUUCCAACUAUAUUCCACACUGCCUCGAUCUGGCUUACGGUGACGCUGGCCAUUCAACGUUACGUUUACAUUUGUCAUACAGCUACCGCCCGACGAUUCUGCACCAUUCAAAACGUUGUCAUUGCAUCGUUCAUAAUCUAUUUUCUGGCCAUACUCUCACAGAUUGCGCGUACCUUUGAUUUUGAAUUCAUCCCCUUUCCAAUACAUAACGCGCCCAAUAACACAUUCGUAGCUUGUAUCGAACAAUUCUCUCCAUGGGUCCUCCAAAAUGAAGAUCUGUAUUUCAAUCUUUACUUCUGGUUCAGAGCUAUUUUCAUUCACCUUGUCCCGUGCACAGUCCUUGUGGUGAUAAACUCAGUACUCAUAUGGACACUUCGAACAGCUCAAAAGCGAAGAAUGCAACUUCUAAAACAAAACAAAAGAAGCGAAUCCAUGAAGUUGAAGGAUAGCAACUGUACAACCUUAAUGCUGGUGUGCGUCGUGGGCUUGUUUUUGCUUGUUGAGUUACCCCUGGGUAUUAUCGUGAUUUUACAUCUCAUCCAAAACAAUUUUAAGCUUAAUUUCAUGUCAGUGGAGACAUUCAAUUUAUUGUCACUAAUUUCCAACACAUUUAUUUUACUAUCUUAUCCGCUGAAUUUCUUUAUUUAUUGUGGAAUGAGCCGACAAUUCCGAGAGACAUUUAUGGGAAUGUUUGCAAGGUUUCCGAUGCCAAUAAAUAAGGAAUGUUCCCAUUACGCAUCUAUUCCGACAGAAAAUGGCAAGAACAACGGGGAAACCACGAGGGAAACCGUGUUGUGAAGGGUAGCCGAAAUUAAAUGUGAUAGAACGCAUAAGAUAGAAUACGUAAGGCUACCAAAACUUUAUAGACCAACUAGUAUAUCAGUCAAAAAUGUAUAUAUCUGGCGUCAUGUGAUGUUUCCAUGUCUUCUAUCAUUUAGCGUAGAAUAUGUACAUUUAGAUGUGUAUGUAAAUGAAUAACUCAGUAAAAGGAAAAUAAAACUGUUUAACGGGACGUCAAGCUGGUGACGUAACCUACAGCUUUGAUACGUAGUAAGGUCGUAGAGACUAGCCGUGGAUAUUUUUAUCUAUGGUGAUGUAAA
Saccostrea echinata is the source of this 1799-nucleotide messenger RNA. RefSeq names its product sex peptide receptor-like. Gene Ontology annotation, biological process: G protein-coupled receptor signaling pathway. Gene Ontology annotation, molecular function: G protein-coupled peptide receptor activity. Bases 367 to 1497 code for a protein of 376 amino acids. The record is from RefSeq and is a predicted model, not a curated record. Lineage: Eukaryota; Metazoa; Mollusca; Bivalvia; Ostreida; Ostreidae. Gene Ontology annotation, cellular component: membrane. The transcript is spliced from 2 exons.